Orcinus orca (killer whale) is the source of this 12714-nucleotide messenger RNA. RefSeq names its product clock circadian regulator (gene CLOCK). Bases 697 to 3255 code for a protein of 852 amino acids. Lineage: Eukaryota; Metazoa; Chordata; Mammalia; Artiodactyla; Delphinidae. Gene Ontology annotation, molecular function: DNA-binding transcription factor activity, RNA polymerase II-specific; E-box binding; protein dimerization activity. Gene Ontology annotation, cellular component: CLOCK-BMAL transcription complex; cytoplasm; nucleus. The record is from RefSeq and is a predicted model, not a curated record. The transcript has 26 exons. Gene Ontology annotation, biological process: regulation of transcription by RNA polymerase II; circadian regulation of gene expression.
GGGGAAUUGUUUGGGGGUGGGUGGGGGGCGCCGCUCAGCCCCAGGUACUGCCUGAGCUGGGAGCCACGGCGUCUUCCGGGCGCAGCCGGGUUAGCUGUUCCGAGUCACCGCUGCUAGGCUCCAGGGUGGGGGAGGGAAGAAGCCGGAGCCGCCGCAAGCCACACGUGAAGGAAAAGCCCAAGAAGUAAAGAAACUUUUACAGUAAUUGUUGAUUUGGCUAUUAUGCUGAUCCCCCGAAUCAAAAAAAGCUGCUGAAACUUAGAAGCUGAUUUUGUCACAGUGUAAGAUGCCUUUGGAAGAUUCUGCAUUCCUCUUAGAUGAAUCUUUACAACUUGUGCAUAAAUACUGAGUGUCAUUUUGAUGAAAUUUUAUGAAGUCAACACUCGUUUAACCAAUACCAAGAUCAAGAUAUAGAACAUUUUCAUCAAUCCAGGAGCCUCCUUCAUGCCCCCUGACAGUCAUCACGCACUCCCAAAGAAUUCUGAGACUGAUGGUCAGCCAUACAGAAGAAUACAUUGAACUUACAGUUUCCUGAAGAAUCAGUUCAAAAGAUCCCCAAAAUACAAAAGAGUCAUAAUAAUGUUAACUCUGGAUAUAACCACCUAGCCAAAAUCACGGUAUUGGAAAUUUGGGCAAGCGUGCGUGUAUAUGAGGAGAAGUACAAAUGUCUACUACAAGACGAAAACGUAAUAUGUUAUGUUGUUUACCGUAAGCUGUAGUAAAAUGAGCUCACUUGUUGACAGAGACGAUGGUAGUAUUUUUGAUGGGUUGGUGGAAGAAGAUGACAAGGACAAAGCAAAAAGAGUAUCUAGAAACAAAUCUGAAAAGAAACGUAGAGAUCAGUUUAAUGUUCUCAUUAAAGAACUGGGAUCCAUGCUUCCUGGGAAUGCUAGAAAGAUGGACAAAUCUACUGUUCUACAGAAGAGCAUUGAUUUUUUACGAAAACAUAAAGAAAUCACUGCACAGUCAGAUGCUAGUGAAAUUCGACAGGACUGGAAACCUACAUUCCUUAGUAAUGAAGAGUUUACACAAUUAAUGCUGGAGGCUCUUGAUGGUUUUUUUUUAGCAAUCAUGACAGAUGGAAGCAUAAUAUAUGUGUCUGAGAGUGUAACUUCAUUACUUGAACAUUUACCAUCAGAUCUUGUGGAUCAAAGUAUAUUUAAUUUUAUCCCAGAGGGGGAACAUUCAGAAGUUUAUAAAAUACUCUCUACGCAUCUGCUGGAAAGUGAUUCAUUAACCCCUGAAUAUUUAAAAUCAAAAAAUCAGUUAGAAUUUUGUUGUCAUAUGCUUCGAGGAACAAUAGACCCAAAGGAGCCAUCUACUUACGAAUAUGUGAAAUUUAUAGGAAAUUUCAAAUCUUUAAACAGUGUAUCCACUUCAGCACACAAUGGUUUUGAAGGAACAAUACAACGCACACACAAGCCUUCUUAUGAAGAUAGAGUUUGUUUUGUAGCUACUGUCAGGUUAGCUACACCUCAGUUCAUCAAGGAAAUGUGCACUGUUGAAGAACCUAAUGAAGAGUUUACAUCUAGACAUAGCUUAGAAUGGAAGUUUCUAUUUCUAGAUCACAGGGCACCACCCAUAAUAGGAUAUUUGCCAUUUGAAGUUCUGGGAACAUCAGGCUAUGAUUACUAUCAUGUGGAUGACCUAGAAAAUUUGGCAAAAUGUCAUGAGCACUUAAUGCAAUACGGGAAAGGCAAAUCAUGUUACUAUAGGUUCCUGACCAAAGGACAACAGUGGAUUUGGCUUCAAACUCAUUAUUAUAUCACUUAUCAUCAGUGGAAUUCAAGACCAGAGUUCAUUGUUUGCACUCACACCGUAGUAAGUUAUGCAGAAGUUAGGGCUGAAAGACGACGAGAACUUGGCAUUGAAGAGUCUCUUCCAGAGACAGCUGCUGACAAAAGCCAAGAUUCUGGGUCUGAUAAUCGUAUAAAUACGGUCAGUCUCAAGGAAGCAUUGGAAAGGUUUGAUCACAGCCCAACUCCUUCUGCUUCCUCCCGGAGUUCAAGAAAAUCAUCUCAUACUGCAGUCUCAGACCCUUCCUCUACACCUACAAAGAUCCCAACGGAUACUAGCACUCCUCCCAGACAGCAUUUACCAGCUCAUGAAAAGAUGGCACAAAGGAGGUCAUCAUUUAGUAGUCAGUCCAUAAAUUCCCAGUCUGUUGGUCAGUCAUUAACACAGCCAGUGAUGUCUCAAGCUGCAAAUUUACCAGUUCCACAAGGCAUGUCCCAGUUUCAGUUCUCAGCUCAGUUAGGAGCCAUGCAGCAUCUGAAAGACCAGUUGGAGCAACGGACUCGGAUGAUAGAGGCAAACAUUCAUCGGCAACAAGAAGAACUAAGAAAAAUUCAAGAGCAGCUUCAAAUGGUCCAUGGUCAAGGGCUUCAGAUGUUUUUACAACAGUCAACCCCUGGAUUGAAUUUUGGUUCUGUUCAACUUUCUUCUGGAAAUUCAUCUAAUAUCCAGCAGCUUGCACCUAUAAAUAUGCAAAGCCAGGUUGUUCAGACUAACCAAAUUCAAAGUGGGAUGAAUACUGGACACAUUGGCACAACUCAGCACAUGAUACAACAGCAGACUUUACAAAGUACAUCAAGUCAGCAGAAUCAACAGAAUGUACUGAGCGGGCACAGUCAGCAAACAUCUCCUCCCAGUCAGACACAGAGCACUCUUACAGCCCCACUGUACAACACUAUGGUGAUUUCUCAGCCGACGGCCGGAAGCAUGGUCCAGAUUCCAUCUAGUAUGCCACAGAACAGUUCCCAGAGUGCUGCAGUAACUACAUUCACUCAGGACAGACAGAUAAGAUUUUCUCAAGGUCAGCAGCUUGUGACCAAGUUAGUAACUGCUCCUGUAGCCUGCGGGGCGGUCGUGGUGCCCAGCGCUAUGCUCAUGGGUCAGGUGGUGACUGCCUACCCUACCUUUGCUCCACAACCACCGCAGUCACAGACACUGCCGGUCCCACAGCAGCAGCAGCAGCAGCAGCAGCAGCAGCAGAGUUCCCAGGAACAGCAACUCCCUGCAGUGCAGCAGCCGCCGCAGGCGCAGCUGGCUCAACCGCCGCAGCAGUUUUUACAGACUUCUAGAUUGCUCCACGGGAACCCUUCAACUCAGCUUAUCCUCUCUGCUGCAUUUCCACUACAGCAGAGCACUUUCCCUCAGUCACAUCACCAGCAACACCAGUCUCAGCAACAGCAGCAACUGAAUCGGCGCAGGACUGACAGUUUGACUGAUCCUUCCAAGGUUCAACCACAGUAGCACACACGCUUCCUUUCUGCCCUCAAGGGAGGAAGGGGGUGGCCCAUAAAAGAGUUGCUCGGAUGAUCUGAGGAUAGCAUGAAAAGUUCCAGUGGUUUCAUGAGAUGCAGUAUUGAGUGUUCUAGUUCCUGGAAUUAGUUAGCAGAGAAAAUGCUGCCUCGUGCUGCGGAUGUGCAUUAAAUACCAGCCAGCAGGAGAUGAUCAUAGGGCCAUAGCCAAUCCUGACAGUGUUUUACUUGCCCAGAUAUUUUUUGAUGGAAAAAGAGUAUAUUGCCAAAUGUUAAGAAACUCAGCUAUGAAACAUGACCUCCAGUGAAUAAGAAAGGCACUAACAAUGUUAGUAACUUUGAGUGGUUCUGUGCCUGUUUUCAAGUGUUACAGAGGAUACACCACUGCCAUGUCAGGGGUUUGCUUACAAUGAUGCCAUGAAGACAGUCCAGUAGACUCAGUAGGCCCCCUUCCCCAACCCCUCUCCCUUUUCGGAUAAUGAUGGAAUAGUAAUUAAUUUCAGAAUGUUGUAUGAGUUUAAAUUCUCUAUGUACAGACGCUGUAAAAAUAAUAUUAUGUAUAUGUCUGGAUAAAAGGAGAGAAAGCAAAACAUUUUGUAUGCUGCAUGAAAGCAUUAUCUCAUUUAGGUAUGAGUAGUUUCCUUAGAUUCUGACACCAUGUGCAAACUAAUACAUCCUCUUCUCUCUUUUGUUUACCAUACAGUAGUGUUCUCUUCAGUUUCCGGGGCACAAGUCUUUUUAUGUUCAUACUUUGGCUGUGAUGUCACAGUUUGUUCAGUGAGGUAUGAUGUGCUGCUGGGAAUGGAUUUUUUUUUUCAGGUUAAAUUAUUUGAAACAGGAUUUUCAAGUUACUCAGAAAUAUCCCUCAUUUCAUUAUUUUUCAAUUAUGUUUGAAAAUAGGAUUUGCACUGCUUUAUUUUAAGAUGGUUGGGAGUUUUGAUCACAUAUUUUGAUCUAGUUCAUAGUUGGAAAUAGUUGUGUAAAUGGUUUUUAACAAGCCUGAAAGUAAUUUCAAGAAUGUUUCAGUUAUAGGAGUGAAUUUGCACACAAAAUAUUUUAGGCACUUUUUAACGUUCUCACUGGUGGGAAUUUUAACUUUUAGGAUUUGUUGGAACCUUUUUAUUAUCCCCACAAUUUCAAUGCUUCUUUUAGUCAGAAAUGAUUCAGGGUUAUUUGAGGAAAAAAAAAACAAAAAAAAACAACCCAUUGUGCCUUGAUUUUGAUUCAGGUGAUAACUCACCAUCUUGAGCUCAUCGUCUGGUUUCAGUAGCAGUUUUGAAAUCUUGGUACAUUUUUAAUAGCAUGUGGGUGUCAGUGCCAUUAAGUUUCUAAUGAAGACUGCUUUGAGUCUCUUGGUUUAGAGGUACAAAUAAUUUCAAAAUAAAAGAUGACAUCCUAAUGAUACAUCAGAGUUACUAAUGUGAUCACAAAGUUGUUUUGCUAAAUCAUCAUUUUCCUUAAAGCUAUGUAGUCAUUUAGUAAUUACCAGUAAAUAUUUGCUCAAUGUGAUCUUAAAAUCCUGUGAAGAAAAAAGAAGGGGUAGGAAUUGGCUUUGCCUUCACUACAGCAGUAGAAUAUUGUAGCUCACAUGCUUCAUAAACAUGAACUAAGAUUUCAUUUGUUAAUACAUUCUAAAGGUAGUAAGUUCCAACCAGAAUUACGUACAUUAAAAAAAAAGCAUUUUAUAGAUUUUAUGGUACUAGUAAUUAAAUUUAUAACUACAGAACAAAGGAAAAUUAAUGGGAAAAAAUCUUAUUAGAAUAUCAAAAAUUAUUACUGAGGAAAGGGAAGACAGCAAGCUAUAAUAAAUCAAAAUUGACCUUAAAAGAAAAUGUGUAACAGAAUUGAGGUUGUUAAAUAGAAAAGAUUUCAGCAAUGAAAAUAAUCUAGUACAGAAUUGCUAGAUAAAGGAGUCAGGGGAACUCUCAGUCAGUUCUUAAGACUUUUCUGUUCUCAGCUUUGCUAUCAUCCUUAAGGGGUAUACUUUGUCUUUCUGUAGAAAACCAUGCCUGGCCACACAUAAACUAGAAAAUUAAUGUUGAAAACAACCAAAGAGACUUGGUACCUACCCUUCUACAAAAGAAGUGUUACUAGAUGCCAAUCAGUAAUUAACAUAUCAAGGAGCUCCUCUUCUAGCUAAAUGAUCAUGACUUUCUCAUGAAUGUCAAGAAUAAAUGUCGGAAUAUCUGUGUACUUGAGCAUAUGUACACGUGGACAACAUUGAUGUUGUAGAGUAUGGCAACAGUAUUUUUUUCCCCUUUCAGAUUGCCUUUCUUAACCUUAUCAUGCCAUUCCAUAUAUAUCUGAGUUGUGCCUCAUUUAUUUAUUGGCAAUAUGUAGUGAUACAGAUUUAGCAAACAAAAGAUAUGAUGAACUAUUAUAUUAAGGUUUAUUUUCUAAGUCCCAUAUGUAAAAAGAAAGAUGGUGAACCGUGAGUACUGUGUACUUAGGUUAACACAAGCAAAGUAUAAGACAAGCCACAAGGUAAAUCUGUAGACUGUUUAUGCACAUUCUCCUCCACCAGUCCCUUCAAGCAUUUUUUCAUCCUCACAAAUAUUUGGGAAAGAAAAUUAGACAAGAUUUUGCUUUAUAAUUCCUGCUGUUCCUCACAGCUCAUUUUUUUCCUGCUUAGAAUUGGUUGCUACACUUAAAGGAGCAGCUUUUCUUUUGCUGUCAGAAUGAAGUGUUGGAUCAGAAGAGCUAGUAACUGCCUCUCAGCUCCUCCUUUAACUUGGUUUCCUCCUGCUUCCCUGGAACUUGGGCUGCAGAGCAGUCCCUGUCCCCUCCUCCGUGCAUUGAGACUUGAGCAUUCUGAUGAAGAUUCAGCAGUGGCCUGUUCUUCAUUCAUUUCUGUAGCCAAAGUUGUUCAUUAAAAUCCAAAUCUAAGUCAUGAAAAAAUACCAAAUAGGAACACCUUUCAACUACUUAAAAAUCUUAUCUUCCCUCUGCUUUACUCUCAUAGAUCCUCGGUUUUUCUUAAAAAACACUUGAUUCUGGGUGGCAGUCAUUAGGUGUUACCUUCUUUGGACUGCUGUGGCACUGGGUGAGUCACUGUUGUUCUCACAGCUACCAGUGAGGACUGUAAGGGUUCAUGAAGUUGCUGCCAUGACUGGCGUCAGACCAGAACCAAGACACUCAAAAGCACUUCAGUUUUAGAGUGAAAAUAUUGGGAGAAAAGCAAAUACGGGGGAAGAUGGGGGCAGCAUGUGAGUAAAUACUACAGUUCAGUCUCCCAACUCCGUCCCAGGUUGAGGGGGUAGUUUGAGUCCUGUGCUCUGCUUUGUCACGUAAAUCUGGUUUAGGAAUGUACUAGUAAUAAAAGGAUGCCAGUGACUUUGAACAGUUUGUUGUAGAAUUCUCAGUGUAGAUUCGUGAAAGUGUUGUAAUUCUUCAGAAGUGCUUGGGUUGUUGGUCAUUGCCUUAAAGCGGUCUGCUUGCAGUUAGUUAAGGGCACUGCUUGUUGAAGGGAGAUGAGCCCUUGUUCAAGAAGCCUUAGGAAGGGGCCCCUUAAAAUAGUACUCUAUUUGCCGGCUCUACACAGACAGGUGAAAAUUAUUUUAAACUGGAAGUUACUCAACGUGUUUUAAGAUGUCUCCACGACAUUGAGGUAGCCUUUUUUUUUUUUUUAAAGUGGACUGCAAAUAGCAUUUUGCUCUGGUAUUGCUCAUUUCUACUUUUUUUCUUUUCCUAUAUUUCUCUGGUAAUUGAAAGUUUGUUGACGAACAUUUGUGUAAAACUCAUUCAAGUCUAUAACCUUUCCAAUGUCUGUGACCCUGUUCUUAGUCCCUCGGGAGUCAGUGUUGGAAGGUAUAAACACUGGAUAUUAUUAUUGCUGAGUGAGUCUAGCCAGGAAUAAGCUGAUUGGAAUUUUUAAACAGAGGAAAAGAAACAGCACAAAGGCACUUGCCAUUUUAUAGUGAUUGGAGGAAAAGAGUCUUUUGUUUGGGGUGGGUGAGCGUUCUUCCAAAAGGAGCUUCUGAAGUAAUUGCAAAGGAAAAGAGUUGACUAUUUUUAUAGCAUAUUUAAUAUAUUUGUAUAUAACUAUGAAUAUAAUAGGAACCCUUCACAUGCCUCCCCCCUUUUCUAAUUUACUUCCCCUUUUGCCAUAGCUCUAGCUUAGCCUCAUCCGCAUGGGUAACGUGCCUAUUGUCAGCCUACCAAGAGAUAGUGCUGCUGCUUUCUGAGACAGGUGAGAAGACCCAACUCUCAUGCCUGGGGAUCCUUUAUAUAGGAAUAGCACACACUUCGCAGACAACACACCACAGUCUAAAAGCAUCAUUUUGAAAGGUAACAAGCACUUUAUUGCAAUUACUCAUUUUGAUAAAGUUUAUUAUCUUAGAUACUACCAUUUCUAAAGGAUCCCCGAAUCAUCACUUAGGUGAAAUUUUUAAAUGACACAUUUCUGAGAAAUGUUUAGAUCCAGUGAACCAUAGUAGGUUUAUGGGAGUGAUUUCAUGGUAGCCAAAUGAACUUUGACUUUUGUUUUGAAUGUGGUGGAGUCAAGAGACUGUGGAUGCCUAGCUCCAUUUAGACACUAUUGUAAACCUAUCUUGCCUAAUGUGUGGACACCAAAAGAGACCAAUGAGCCUGUUUAUUUUCAGAGGUCUAGGAGAAUUGCAUCAGUGUGAAUAGAUGUAUAGAACUAACCUAAAAGUGAUUGGUAGUCAUAUUUUAGAAUACAGUAAUUUCAAGAAUUAUUCUGGGUGUUUUAAAUGUGCUCUGAAAUGUUGGCAUGUCAUUUCAGUGUUUCCAUUUGAAUUGCUCUUGUAAUAUUUUUGCACAGAAAGGACUGAGAAAGACUACUUUGGUUGAAGAAAAGGAAAAAUAAUAAUAAUUUGGUCAUAUUUUAAUGUCUCCUGUGGAAACACUGGGGAUGAAUUUUGUUGGUACAGUUAUUAAUUCAGGAUGUUUGAAACAGUAUUGAACAGCUCACAAGAAACUAAGCAAACGUGGAUAUUAAAAAUUAAAACUUUCUUUCCAUGUGACUGUUUUGCAUACUUUUUCCCCAUGUCAUAAUUUAACACUACAUUCCUUGUUUUUGUUAAAUAAAAUAAUACUUUGCAGGUUCUGUUUUUGAGUAUUUAACAAUAUUUUGUAAGCUGCCUGAGUUUUCCUAGGUAAACGUUCUUUAGUGAAAUAGUUUAUGAAGAGGUAUUAAGUGAAAGUCCAUCACCACCACCAGCAAAUACUGAGGUGCUGCAUUAAGUGACAAUCAAAAUAGUAUUUAUGGGAGAAUUUAGAAAGUGGUUUUUAAAGAAGCAAUUGCUUUGAAAGCAGUUCUCUGGGUUUCUUGAAUAAAAAUGGCUAAAUGUAUUUAUUUAUAUUUUUAAAUAUCUUUGUGUUCUGUUUUCUCAUCAGAGUGAUUUCACAGCGUAUUUAAUUGUGGUUUGUUUUGUUUUGCCUUGUAAUCUUCUAUGUGGAGGACUGGCUCUUCCCAUCUGGGGUGCAGUCCUUAGCCCUCGCGACGCCUCUUCAUGGCGAUUGGAACCUGUUCCACUUCAGGACAGCAGUGGAGCCCCAGUCCAGAUGCCCCUGUGCUUCCCUGCUGUUCUCAACUUAGAUAGGAAACAGUAAAGGUAACUCCUUUCAAAUCUGCUUCAUAUAGCUCCAAGUUUUUUCUAGUUUCACUUGCUGCCUUUUCUAUUUUAUGGGCACUUUUAAUAUGAUAACUUCCCCAACACAGCCAAACGCCAGUAUGACAGAACCCAAAACACGCGCUGCCUGUUUGGGAAAAUGUUAUUAAAACGGUCAGCAUCUUCUAAUGGCCGUCACUAUCAUAUCCAUAUUAAAAUCCAUCUAAAGUCCUUAAAUAUAGGUGGAAUACUGCAAACUCUUCUACAGAAAACAUUUGCUGUGUUUAUAUAGUGUAGUGUUGCUUGGUCCUUUAAAAACAAAGCCACACCAAACCUCCAUACACAGCAUUGUCCAAUAAAGCAGUGUUUCAACAUUUGAGGCCUAGAAAUUUGAGGAUACUUCUUGCUGGUCUGUAUUGGAACAGAAUUCCCCACCUUAGGGCUCCCAGAGUAGUUCUUGAGUCCCACAGCCCAGGUCCAGAGCACGCUCUAGCUUUUGGGAUCCCUUAGAGAAUGGUAAUUAAAGGAGGUCAACCACCAGUUGGAUUUAAUGAUAUAAAAAAUGUUUCUUGACUCUAAGGGUUAAAUUGGAGACACGAUGUCUUUAAAUGUAUGCUUUUUAGUUUCUGAGGAAACAAACGGUGACAUUGCUUUAAAAACUACAUUCAGAUGUUUUAUGAUGUGUAUUUUGAGUUGGCCUAUACUGGUACAGAUUCACUGCUGGCAAUGGUUGUACCAAUACUAAAGAGUUCAAAUGUUAGGAAAGCUCUGUUAUCUAUCUUCAGAUUGAUGUAUUAUGUAACCGGACAAUCACCAUCAAGCAAAAAGAAGAGGAAUCCUUUUCCUUUAUAGAUGUCAGCCAGAGCAGCUGUAAUUUAGAUCAUCCUAGAAUUAUUCUGAAGUCUGUUUUAUCAUAUGGUGUAAGUCGGGGAGGGUGCUCAGUAUGGCACUUGCACAUUCAUUCUAUGUAAAGACUGAAGCCCAAAGACGAGCUAAAUUCAGUGCUGUAUUGAAACCAGUCAGUGCAAAAAAAAAAAAAAAGUUUUAUCUCUGUAAAUUUUUAAUUGUUAAUUUAACAUCAGUUGGUAAUUGUAAAAACACACACCAAAUUCUUUCUAAUGUUCUGUGUGGUUCUUAGUGUACUACUCUUGACAUUGAUGUGUCCUUACUGCUUGGUUCUUGGUUUUAAAUUAAAAUUAGAUAUAGCCUGUCAUUCUUCCUUCUGAAAGGGUGGAGCUAUAAAUGGCUAAGAAUACCUUUUUUUUCCUAAAGCAAACAUUUCAUUGAAAUCCAGAUUGAUUUACAAAAACAAGACUGACAUUUUCCAAGUAAUAACUUCAGCCCAAAUCCUAAAUUACACAGAAGCACAAUGGGAUAAUGAAUGGUUUCAACGGUGCUAUAAUAGGUUCUCUGCUGAUUUUCAUGAGCUAUGUUUGGAAAUUCAAUAUUAUAUAAAAUGCGGAUCAUUUUGUUACUUAUUUAAAUAUUGCCAUUUUAAUUUGGUGUUACAAUUGGUCACACUUGUUUCUCAGAGCUGUCCUUUGAGAACAGGUAAAGUGUUAUUAGCCUACCUCCACUCAGGCCUCUUGCUGUAUAAUCAUUUUUCCAGGUUAUGAUGUGCACAGUUUAUAAAAACUAUAUGUACUAUUAUAAUGCUCUUUCCCAUACUCUUGUAUUCAGAACCUAAAAUUAUAGCAAAAGAGCCAAGCAGUAGCAUUGAGUUUUUUUUUAUAAAUGUAAAAUUAAUUAGAUUCAGACUUUGUUUCCUUAUUCAGUUUUAAAAAUAAAAAAUACCUCAGUGCUGUUUUCCAGUAUCACCUGCAUUUCUCAAAGAAAUAACACCUGCUUUAUGUGGCACAUAACUUGUAAGAAUCACAUUAUUUUGGAUUUUAAAGAAUAUUAAAUAUUUUAAAAGCACUACCAAUGACAUUUUUUCCUCUCUUUUAUUCAGCAAUGGAGUGUAACUGCAUUAGCAAUUUUUACCUUGUAGCUAAGGUCUGAGCUGCCAAAUUCUCUGAGUAGUUGUGUCCUGUUACAAGAUUGUGGUGCCUCAGAAAGCUUCGCUGUUAUUCGCCGUUAAGCUGGUGCUGGGACCAGGCGGCCUGCACUUCCAGGUGUGGGCUAUGAUGGUACCAGCUACUUUCUAACAAGGAAGUAUCCUUUCUAUUCUUGGAAAAGAAAUAAUGCAAUGCCUCACUUAUUCUGUUUGUAAUAAUCUAAGGCAGUAUUAGGGGUAUUUAACUCCAGAGAAUUCUGGUGUAGUUUCAGGAUUUAACCUGAGAUUUCUUUGAAGUGCUUUAUCUUAACUCAUGGACAUUGUGGUUUCUUUACGCUGUAACACACACUUUUCAUGGUAGAGAACUCCUUAGAAGUUUCUAAAAAUGACUUUUUCAGAAAUAUGUGAACUGCUGCUUUUUAACUGACGCUUUUAGAUCUCCUCACAGUAAUGGUUACUACUGCAGAAUGACUGCUGUAUUGAGAAUGCUGGGUGAUUAACGAGAUUAUUUCACAAUCUGUUCAAGUUACAAAUGACUGUACAUUGUGAACUUUGUAGUAGCUCAGUAAACCUGACUUGCUCUGGGUCUGCUAUUACUUCACACAAGGAACAUGUGGGAGUUUCUAUAGAACAACUGUCCCUUCAGGUCUCUAGAGGCUUCUGAUGGCAGUGUUAUUGCAUAUGGUAACAGAGCCUAUGAGGCUGGGAGAAAACAGUUAUGCUGCUUGGACGGAACAGUUAGUACUCAAGUUAGAAGAGACUUACUUAAAUGACAGUGAUUACUGAAGUUGCUAUGAUAACAUGAGGUGCCCUUCACCAUAAUCGGUGAUUAUGGUCUCUAGAAGUAAACUGGCUUGACUCCCUGCUCUACCAUGUAACCCUGGAUGAGUUAACCCUUUUUUUUAACUUUUUAUUAGUAGCUACUCCCUCACAGAACUGUGUGAAGGUUAAGACAGUGCUUUAGAACAAUGCUUUGCUACUGUUUUUUAUAUCAGCUUUAGAAACUGGUCUAUAAAUGUUAAUGAUUUGAUAAAUUAGAGUUAUGAACUUGCAUAACACACAAGGAAAAACAAGCACUGGUCAUAACACUUUUUUAUUUAUGUUGUAUCUUUGUUACAUUGUUUAUUCAAUAUAGAAAAAAUAUGAAUACACUCACGGUAUUCUCUUUUAAUUUGGUAAUUCCACAUGGUCAAAUAUUGACUGACUGUUAUUAUAUUGGGUUUCCUACCCAAUUGAAAAAAAGAAUGGACCUGGCAGACAAUUCUUGUCAUGUUAUUAACAGUAAUACAUUUCCCUUGCUCUUAAAAAAAACAUACAAACAAAAACCCUAAUUUUUUUUUUUUUUUGCGAUACACAGGCCUCUCACUGUUGUGGCCUCUCCCGUUGCGGAGCGCAGGCUCAGCGGCCAUGGCUCACGGGCCCAGCCGCUCCGCGGCAUGUGGGAUCCUCCCGGACCGGGGCACGAACCCGUGUCCCCUGCAUCGGCAGGCGGACUCUCAAUCACUGUGCCACCAGGGAAGCCCCAAAAACCUAAUUUUGAAAAGACUUCUGAUUAUUCUGAUAAACCACUGCUUACUGGCUCAGGAAAAUGUUUUAAAAGAUAGCUAGAUGAUAGAAAUUAAUUCAUUCUUUCCCCCAGGAAAAAUUUUAAGGUAAACAAACGUCGUAAAACACCUCAGUUAUUCAGGACAAAACUCAUAGUCCUUGCAAAGGGGUCAGUGCUGAAAGAGAAUCAAGUGGCAGGCCCCCUGCCGAACAAUGGUUCUCUAUAUACUACCCUCACCUCGCCCCGGCCAAGAAAAGGAGACCAUAUUCACAUAAUUAAGCUGGAGAAAAGAAAAAAUCCACACUUAGAUAUCAGUUGUUUUUUUUUUUUUAAAAA